Molecule: messenger RNA, 2635 nt
Organism: Lytechinus pictus (painted urchin)
Lineage: Eukaryota; Metazoa; Echinodermata; Echinoidea; Temnopleuroida; Toxopneustidae
Product: tyrosine-protein kinase receptor Tie-1-like
Exons: 9
Coding region: 26-997 (323 amino acids)
Biological process (GO): protein phosphorylation; multicellular organism development; cell surface receptor protein tyrosine kinase signaling pathway
Cellular component (GO): signaling receptor complex; plasma membrane
Molecular function (GO): transmembrane receptor protein tyrosine kinase activity; ATP binding
Source: RefSeq, a predicted model, not a curated record
AGAUGAAGUAAAUACACCAAAGGAGAUGAAUGACAACGUGGCUUAUGAGAUGAUUCAAAGUGGAGAUAGAGCGUACACAACAUUACAACUCGAUUCAUCCCACUCUUUCGUCAUCGCUCGUGAAAACGUGACAUUCUUCACCAGACUUGGCUCGAUUGGACGGGGUGACUUCGGCGAGGUGUGGAAGGGAGACCUCCGCUCAAACCAAAACCAUAUCGACGUUGCUAUCAGGCAAAUUCCAGAUCGCGUGAUAAAAUCAUUACAAGUACUUCAAACAAUCAAGAUACUUUACCAGCUAUCGGAUCAACCGAAUAUUGUCAAAUGUCUCGGAUAUUGUAAGGAGCAAGGCAGUAUUCUGUACGAGUUCAUAUCAGGGGGUACACUCCUUACCCAUCUACAGACUUCAGGGGUGCAAUCGCGACCCACGUACAGCAAUCUCAAACCAAACGGUGUUCGUACAGAUGAGGGUACCCUACUUAACUUGGCUUGGCAGGUUGCUAAAGGGAUGCAGUUCCUUGCAUCUAAGAAGAUCAUCCAUGGAGCUCUCUGCGCUCACAACGUGUUGCUUGGAGAAAGAAAGCAAUGCAAGAUAUCAGAAUAUGGACUUUCUUCAUCGCUCUUUGGUGACGUAGCUAAACCAACCAGAUGGAGUUCACCAGAAAUCAUGGCAACGAAUGACCAAACUAAAGAAGGAGACAUCUGGUCUUUUGGUAUUGUCUUGUGGGAAAUAGUGACACUGGGUGCAAGGCCAUACCCUAAAAUGACCUUUACCACUGUCCAGACGGAGGUUGCCAAGGGUUACCAGAUGCAACGCCCUCGUCACUGUGCGCAAGAAGUGUAUGCGAUUAUGAGUACUUGCUGGAAGAAGGACCCUACAUCUAGGACCAACUUUGACCGAAUCCUGGAGGAUUUGGAAAGGAUUCUAGAAAAGACUCAUAGCUACCUGUCACUUAAUGACCUGGAUGAACGGGUGUAUGCGUCUACCCUGGACUUGUAAAUUACAGAGCAUCUUUUAAUAAGGCGUCAGGAUUAUAUGCUUAAUAUGCGUCUUAUAUCAGAGGUAAAAGCGUGUCUUAUCUCCGAGGUAAAUUCAUACAAGUUCAAAUAUUGUGGGCGGAGUAGAAUCCAAUGAGCGACGGGGAAAAUCUCAUAGUCAUAUCUGCGAAUAUUUAAAAGGUGUCGGUUUCAUGUAUUAAGCAAUAUAAAUAAGCGGAAUAAUAUCUUUACUAGGUAGGAGGUCAAACUUAACGUCGUGAUCGCAUUGGUCGUAAAAAUUGAUAUUACAAGUAGUUUGGGUUUUAUUAGAAGGGUAUUCCUAAAAAUAUGGGCUUGUAAAUACUCUUGGAAUUUUUAAUAAAACAAGACAUUUACGUGGUAUUUGUAUUAGCGAAGACAUUUACGUGAUAUUUGUAUUAGCCCUAAAGGGACUGGUGGUCAAAAUGACUUGUUUUCAUACUUUGUGUACAAAAUCUAUGGGAGAUGAAAUUCAUAAAAGGGUGAUUAUUGUUCGUUCUACAUGGUCUGCCUAAUUGUUGUAGGGUUUAAUUUGGUUGUUAAAUGGAUUGUAAUAAUUUCCAAUAAUAUAACAAUGGAAAACACAAGAUAAAAACAUAAAAUACAGAAUAAAUUCUAAAAACAAAAAAAUACAUAAGGAAAAUAUUGGCUUUCGCAAUUUUUCUUUGUGGAAACCUUUGAAUUAGAUUACAAUGAUGACAUCAGGAAUAAAAAGAGAAUAUUUGAAGUUGAAUUGGGUGUUGAAUAUGCGAGUAAUGUUUUUCAUAAAUAAAUGUUCAUAGUUUAUUCAUAAUAAAUCAAAAAAAUAAUUAUUUUCAGAUUUUGGGGGAUACUGAAUUGAAGUUUUAUGAUAAAGAACGUACAUUCCAAAUUUCGGCGCAUUCCCCCAAUCAUCAAUACAUUUUUCAAAUAGCCCGGUCCUUUUAGGGAUAAUGAUAUUACAAAGUAGAUCAUCUUAAGUUUUUAGUAUUAGUUGUUAGUUUUAGUUUGAAGUUCUUAGGUUUCACAGUAAACGAACAUCUAAAUUCUUAUACUUCUGCAAUAUCUAAGUCAGUAUCAAGAGGUGUUGGUCGGACGGAAUGAUAUUUUGCUAAAUUUUGUACUCGAAUCGAUUUAUAAUACUUUUUUUUACUACAUCUAAGAUAUUAUAAUCAUAUAGGGGUCAUACUUAUUAAUCCCAUCUUAAACACUUUUGUGCAGGCCAAACUCCAGAAAGAAGCAGUAAGAAUUAUAAUCAAGUCAAAUUAUUACUCAACAAGUGCUUCUCGUUUUCUAUCACAAAUUAUUGUAGCAUUAGUUGACUUAGCAUCUAAUACUUAAAUUUGCAUGCUUUCCAGCCAUUUGAAAGUGUAAUCAAAACUGCAACCCUAGGUGUUCAAUUUGAAAUUUAGGGGUGCAGUUUUGAACUUGCAGGGUGCAAAAAUGAACCCCAAUCGCAGGGUUCAAUUUUUUAACCCCAAAUCAGGGGUGCAAUUUUUGAACCCAUAGGCAGUGGCGUAACAGGCGGGGGGGCAGGGGGGGCAAGUUGCCCCCCCUGGCGGAUUUCACCGGGAAAAUAAAAGAAAAACGGGAAAAAGAAAAAAAAAGAGGGAGAAAGAAAGGGAAAGGGGAAGGAAAGGGG